UGUCGGCGCGCGCGCAACUCCGCCCGCAGUGCUCGUUCCGAGUUCCUCAGUUAAUGAACUAGAAUCAGUUUAUUUAUCGGUUUCUGUUUAUUUUCUGCUAUUUUUAUUGGAUUUUUUUGGAUCUUUUUACCCUUUGUGUCAAAAUGACACCGAAAUCGAACAGCUGUUGCGGGAUCAACCUCCGUCCACUAUGCUUCAUGAUCGGAUACUUGCACCUGCUAUCAAGUGUGGUGGAUGUUGUCUGUCAUCUAUUGACAGUCGCUAUUGUCACCAAUGGCUUCCAGUGCGAUGUCAACAAUGAGAGCCUUCAAGCGAUCUCCAUACCCUGGCUGGAACCACUCCUGAUCGUGUUGAACCUCGGCACUCAUGGCUUCUACCCAUACCCUCGCGUCUUCCGCAACCAGUACCACAUCUACGUGGAACAGAUGUCAGUGGCUUCUGAACCUAAGUGCUACCCCGGAAUGCUGCACAUCUACCUGAUAGACCUUCUCAAUUUCCUCAUCAACCUCAUCUGGCUAAGGAUCGUCGUUUCUUAUGUUGGGGCUGUACACAAGAAAAACCCUGAACCCAUGCGUAUGUUCCUGAGCCUCUCUGUAGUCAAGCUGGUGAUGCAGGCCAUGUACUUCGGAUACCAGCCCUUCUUCUACGACGUCUACACUAUCGAAACUGUCUGGUUCCUGAAGCUCACUGAUAUUUUGAUCGCCGUAUUCUUCUUGAUAAUAGUGCAGAAGUAUACAAAAGCCUUAAGGCUGGAAAAGGCAGCUACUCAGAACAUUGAAAAGCCACCAUCCUACAUCGAAUGCCUGAUCAACGGACAUGUGCGUCCACCAAGCUACGAGGUCAAAGAAGAAGUAGUCAUCGUAGAUGAAGAAAGGAAACAGAAUAUUGAAAAUGCAGAAAAGUCCUGAUUGGUCUAGAUGUAAAUUAUUCAAACGCAUACUUCUAGUAAACGCAUGCUAUUGGCUACUAUAAUAUUAAUACAAAGAACUUAGAUAGAGAUGAAAGUAAUUUUAUAAGUAAUUUUAUUAAAGUAUGAAGUUUCAGAACCUAAAAAACUUGUCACAGUUGAUAUAUGAGCCUUAAGAUUUGCCCUUUGUUAUGUUAUAUUUUUUAAGUAAAUAAUAUUUUCAUCAGUUUUCAUCAUUUUCUAUUGUAUUUAGUUUAAGUUCACCCGAAGAGGAUGUCUUAGAAAAUUCUUCUUCAAAAUUAGCAAAGAUUUUAACUCUUGUUCCUGCUCCAAUUUCAAGACUUAUUAUUAUAUUGGUAGUGAUAUUUUCAUUUCCAUCUUUUUAGAUAUUAAUAGUGUUUUAGAUGAGCACUGUUAAUAGUUACUUAGUUAGAUUCUGCGAAAUAAUUCCAAUUAUAUUGUCAUCUAAUCUGACGCUCUCCUAUUUUAAUCAAAUCCGAAAUAAAUUGGUUUUAACUGGAAUAAACCGGUUCAAAUCAGUUCUAACCGGGGUCAUCUUGUACGUUCCGGUAAUUUUAAAAUCUCGUUUAGUUCGUAUUAUUAUUAUUUGAUUAAGAUUAAGAAUUGUAUUCCUAUCCUUAUGUUAAGUUUGUUUAAGUGUUCUCUUAUGCUAGAAUUAUAGAGGUAUCUAUGUUUUAUUGUGAUCUGCACAGAUCUCCGUGAUAUUCCAUUUUUCUCGAUUAAUUUUAUUUAUGAAAUGAAUGUCGAAUGAAAAAUUGUAUUUAGUAACGAAUUUUUAUUUAAUAAAUUUAUUAGAUUUACA
Molecule: messenger RNA, 1730 nt
Organism: Spodoptera litura
Lineage: Eukaryota; Metazoa; Arthropoda; Insecta; Lepidoptera; Noctuidae
Source: RefSeq, a predicted model, not a curated record